AUGCGGGAUGCGCGCUGCGGCCGCGCUGCCCCCCUGCGCCUCCGCCGCCUCCUCCCGCCGCUGCUCAUCUCCCCCGCGGCUCCAUCCUGCCCCCGCCGCGGCCCGCCGCCUGGAGGGCAGGGAGCCGGGGCCGGCCGGAGGCUCGCGGGCCCCCUGGGCGAGGCCGCAAAGCACCCAUCGCACAACGGGCGCCAAAAGCUCGGGGAACGCCAGAAAGCAAAUUGUACAGCCUUCCGGAAGAGGAUAGGAGCUGCGAGCCACCGGCGACCGAGACAGCAGCAACACAGGAUUCCCAGGGGAGGCUCCAGCCCCCUUGGCAUUUCGGGGAACACGUUGCGCUUUAUGGCAAAGCUCCUGAGCAUGGCCACCUUCGUGAGGCUCCUGGUGGCCGAAGCCGAGAGGAGGGUCUCAUUGUUCUUCAAGGCGGAGGAGGCACAGGAAGUCCCCAGUUUUUUCUUGGACAAGCCCCAGACGGAGAAACAGCUGGAGGAAGGGGAAGUGGGCGGCUUGCGGUACGGCCUGGGCUCCAUGCAAGGCUGGCGGGCACACAUGGAAGAUGCCCACACCGCCCAGCCCCAGCUGCCCGGCGCCCUGGCCGGCUGGGCCUUCUUUGCCGUGUACGACGGCCACGCGGGCAGCACGGUGGCUCAGUUCUGCGCCAGGCACUUGCUCGAGCAUGUGCUGGAGGCCGAGGCCCUGUCCAGCCAGGAGGAGGACCCCGCAGCCAUCAAGGAGGCUGUGCGGGAGGCCUUCCUGGCUAUCGACAGGCGCAUGCAGGACCUGUCGCGGGCCGAGGCCUGGGAGCAUGCUGGCUCCACCGCCGUGGCUGUGUUGGUGUCGCCCCGGCACCUGUACUUCAUCAACCUGGGUGACUCGAGGGCCCUCCUCUGCCGGUCGGCCGCCGUCACGUUCUACACAGACGACCACAAGCCCACCAAGCCGAAGGAGCGGCGGCGCAUCGAGAAUGCCGGCGGCACGGUGGUGCUGCAGAGGGUCAACGGGUCGUUGGCCGUCUCCCGGGCCCUGGGCGACUUCGGCUACAAGGCUGUGUCUUGGCGUGGACCCACCGAGCAGCCGGUGUCCCCCGAGCCUGAGGUGUACCAGGUGGUGCGCUGCCCCGACGAAGACGAGUUCCUGGUGCUUGCCUGCGACGGGGUUUGGGACACCUUUGACAACGCGGGGCUGUGCGCCUUCGUGCGCUCGCGGCUCUGCCUCACUGGCAGCCCAAGGGACGUCUGCGAGCGCGUGCUGGACUCCUGCCUCUACAAGGGCAGCCGUGACAACAUGACCUGCAUCGUGGUCUGCUUCCCAGCUGCCCCGGGCGUCUCCCAGGAGGCCUUGCAGAAGGAGCAGGAGCUGGACGCUUCCCUGGAGAAGAGGGUGGCAGAGCUGUACGAUGAACUGCUGGAACAGGAAGGGGGUCCCAACGUCGUCUCCGUCUUCCAACGUCUGGCUACAGAGGUGAACCCUAACCUUCCCCCUGGGGGAGGCCUGGCUAGCAAGAGAGCUGUGAUCAUGGAGGCUUAUCAGCGGGUGAAGCAGAGUCGCGAGGAGCAAGAAGUGCCGGCCCCCAGUGCGAAUGCUGCCUCGGAUUGA
Messenger RNA from Zootoca vivipara (common lizard), 1596 nucleotides. It is a transcript of the gene PPM1N, whose product is annotated as protein phosphatase, Mg2+/Mn2+ dependent 1N (putative). Gene Ontology annotation, molecular function: manganese ion binding; protein serine/threonine phosphatase activity; magnesium ion binding. Lineage: Eukaryota; Metazoa; Chordata; Lepidosauria; Squamata; Lacertidae. Gene Ontology annotation, biological process: protein dephosphorylation. The record is from RefSeq and is a predicted model, not a curated record.